AUGCACCGUUUGUUGGCACAGAAAGGUUAUGCUUUCCCCGAGGUUAAAAGAGAAGAUGCGGCUGUUUUGAACCCAAGCGAUAACUUGAAGUCCAUCGACGAGAUCCAAAAGGAGGAGAGAGUCGCCCAAUCGGCCAAAUUGCAGGAAUUGAUCAGAAGGGGAAGACCUCAAGAUCUCCGUGAGGCUAACAAGCUAAUGAAGAUUAUGUCUGGAUUUCAAGACGACAAGGUUUUGGAGAACACCAAACAAAGAGUGGCAGAUGACAUUGAAAGGGUCAAGCGUAAGGCUGAAAUUUUCAACGAAAUGCUGACUACUGCCUCCAAUGCUGGUAGACUAGACCCCACUGAUGAGACAAUUGCUGAAUUAUACGCUUCUCUCAAGGUUGCGCAGCCAAAAAUCCAGACUAUCAUUCAGGAAGAGCAAGGGGAUGAGACUGCUGUCACCUCCAUGCUAGGCUUGAACGAUAUGAUCAACUCACUUCUUGAACGGUACAACUUCUUGAAGAAUGGUGAUCUGGCUAAUGCUUCCAAGGUGAAGGUUGGUGGUGGUGGGUUGAACUUGAUCGACUUUGAUGAUGAUGAGCCUUCGGAUUCUGCUGCUACUCCGAACGCAACUGGAGGAGCUUUCGAUCCUGUUGCCGACCUUCUCGGAGAGCUUGGAAGCUUGUCAUUUUCCAACAACACCAGCAACAGCAAUAACAAUGGUUCUUCGAGUUUGAACAACGACUUGCUGAAUUUUGGUGCCGGUGGUUCGAUUACUCUAUCUUCGCCUGGAAACACCCAGACGGCCUCUCCAAGAGAGCAAUCGCCCAAUAUCGAUUCUUUGUUCUCUUUGGGAGGGACUGCUACGACUGUCCAACCGGCUGUCCAAUCAGCUAUCCAACCGGCUGCUGCAACUCAGAACAAAGGCCUAGACCCUUUUUCGAUGGACUUCUCGUCGCUAUCCUCACCAUUUCCAGCUCCUCAGCAGGCUUCAAGACACUUCAUCAACCAAUCUGCUAACUUGAAGAUCGAGUUUCAGAUAUCCUCCACCACACCUCUCACUGCCAAAAUUUACUUCAGCUCUCUUGCUCUGGCCCCUAUUUCGAACCUACAGUUUCUAAUUGCGGUUCCAAAGUCAUAUGAGCUUACCUUGGCCCCUCAAUCAGGAAACUACUUGGCUCCAAUGACUUCAGAUGGUAUCACCCAAGAUAUCAAAGUCACCAAGAAGGUGAACGAUGGGGUUGCAUCCUCGGUCAAAAUCAAGUGGAAGUGUGAUUACACUGUCAAUGGCGCAAACCAGGCGGAAACCGGAGUGACGUUGUUGACUUCGAACUGA
Kuraishia capsulata CBS 1993 is the source of this 1317-nucleotide messenger RNA. RefSeq lists its product as uncharacterized. Gene Ontology annotation, molecular function: phosphatidylinositol binding; ubiquitin binding. Gene Ontology annotation, biological process: Golgi to endosome transport; Golgi to vacuole transport; protein transport to vacuole involved in ubiquitin-dependent protein catabolic process via the multivesicular body sorting pathway. The transcript has a single exon. The coding region runs from base 1 to 1317 and encodes 438 amino acids. Lineage: Eukaryota; Fungi; Ascomycota; Pichiomycetes; Pichiales; Pichiaceae. Gene Ontology annotation, cellular component: trans-Golgi network. The record is from RefSeq and is a predicted model, not a curated record.